AUGUCAACCUUUACUGAAAAAGAGAUAGAACAUUUCGAGAAUACCUUUUCCUUACUAUGGAAUUUAUAUGGAAGAGAUUUUGAUGUUGCACAAGUUCAAGAAGAACUAUGGAAAAAUGUAGAAAUAGGGUAUCUCAUCAAACCACCCAAUGUCAUUAUUUUGAAACCUGAUAGUACUGGCCAUUUAGAUCUUGCAAGUGAUGAGUCCAUCUUUAGGAAGCUUAAUAAGUUAAAUGAAUCAGAGACAGAAAUUAGCCUCUUAUUAGAUUUGGAAAAAGCUUUUGAACAUUCCAAUAAAUCAAUAUUGACUCCUGAGGUUCCUGAACUUUUCAAAGGUGCCAUAGAAUGUUCAAAUCAAGGGUUUCAAAAAUUAUACAAUAGUUAUGAUAUUGGUAUAAACAGAUCAAAUGAUAUUUUCAAACAAGACAUUGAGAGGUCUGUUGUCUGGGAUACAACUGGUAAAAAUAAUAAUGAAUGUGAGUAUAAAGAUGAGUACAAAAAAUAUACUGGAGAGUGUAAAACGCAAUGA
Molecule: messenger RNA, 528 nt
Organism: Entrophospora sp. SA101
Lineage: Eukaryota; Fungi; Glomeromycota; Glomeromycetes; Entrophosporales; Entrophosporaceae
Source: the annotation of a GenBank genome assembly